Messenger RNA from Exophiala bonariae, 912 nucleotides. RefSeq lists its product as uncharacterized. Gene Ontology annotation, biological process: Golgi organization. Gene Ontology annotation, cellular component: endoplasmic reticulum-Golgi intermediate compartment; membrane; endoplasmic reticulum. The transcript has 4 exons. The record is from RefSeq and is a predicted model, not a curated record. Lineage: Eukaryota; Fungi; Ascomycota; Eurotiomycetes; Chaetothyriales; Herpotrichiellaceae. Bases 1 to 912 code for a protein of 303 amino acids.
AUGGCGCAGAUACGUGGUACCGCAGGUUACAACCUGGGUCUCAACAACCAGUUCUCCUCCGCUCGAAGCCAGGAUGCUACCGGCGACCCGAGUCCUUUAGACCAGAUCCGAGAACAAACGAGCAAAAUUGAAGACUGGCUGACCAGCGUGGGCGAACCUCUAAAGCCAUAUCUUCCGGCCAUAGGACGGUUUCUCAUCGUCGUCACAUUUCUCGAAGACGCUCUCCGGAUCAUCACGCAAUGGGGCGAUCAGCUCACCUAUCUCAGGGAUUUCAGACACAUCCCUUGGGGAAUCACGCAUCUAUUCCUGAUCUUCAACGUUAUCGUCAUGUCUUCAUGCUCGACCUUGGUCAUCAUGCGCCGCUACAGUGAAUAUGCCGUCGGCGGCCUCCUCGCCGUCGUGGUCGUCCAAGCUCUCGGCUACGGGUUGAUUUUCGACCUCAACUUCUUCCUCCGCAACCUUUCCGUCAUCGGUGGCCUCCUCAUGGUUCUGGGAGACAGCUUUGUCAAGAAAAGCCGCGUCUUUGCUGGUCUACCGACCAUUGACGAGAAGGACAAGAAGAUGUACAUCCAACUCGGUGGACGAGUCCUCCUCAUCUUCCUCUUCAUCGGAUUCGUCUUCGCCGGAGACUGGAGCAUCUGGCGAGUCUUGGUCAUUCUGGUGGGUUUCGUUGCCUGUGUCAUGGUGGUUGUUGGCUUCAAGGCCAAGCUCAGUGCCAUCAUCUUGGUUCUACUUCUCAGCAUAUUCAACGUCCUCGUCAACAACUUCUGGACGCUGCACAAAAACCACCCUCACAAGGACUUCGCCAAGUACGACUUCUUCCAGAUUCUUUCCAUUAUGGGUGGACUUUUGCUUUUGGUCAACAUGGGACCUGGUCAACUGAGUGUCGACGAGAAGAAGAAGGUCUACUAA